AUUAUAUGUGAUUUAAAGAUUUGCUGUAAACGCAUUUUCAAGUAUUAGUUUUUUUGGAGAUCCAGUCAUAAAAAACUGGCGUGGUCCGGGUCGGCCGCGGUUUUUGACAGUUAAGUGAAGUCCUUUAUAUUAUAUCAAAUACAUUUUUACGAAAAAAACCGUGAUUUUAAAACAUGUCAAAACAUAAAGAAAACCGCUGGUCAAAUUAUGCAUUGAGAAUAAUCAUUAACACAGUAUCACAUCCAUUCGAAUAUGCAAAAGUCCUCAUACAGAUCGGCUACGAACCAGUCCCUCCUAGACCUGCAAAAACCCUUUUUGGAAAACCCGCUCUGAAAUUGCCCAAUAUCUUUGAAUAUGUGAAAUAUAUAAAGAAUGUAGAUGGUUUUAUGGGGUGCUAUAAUGGUUUGACGCCCAAAGUAUGUGGAAACUUAAUGUCGGCUAUAGCUUCCCAGAGACUUCUUGAUUACUUAGAACCUCCAAAUGAAGAUGAUUUCGAUGAAGAACCCACGGAUGAACAAAAGAGAAGAAACUUCGUAAGAAGUAUGAAAUGUGAUAUAAUGACACAUACUGCAGCUAUUGUUGUUAGCCAACCAUUCCAUGUUGUUACAGUAAGGAUGAUGGCCCAGUUUAUUGGGAGAGAGACCAAAUACAACGGCAUUUUCGGUUCAGUAAAAGAAAUAUACCGCGAAAACGGUAUGCUGGGCUUCUUCAGUGGUCUAAUCCCCAGAUUAUUAGGCGACAUCCUGUCUUUGCUCCUCGCCAGCUCGCUCACCUACGCCAUCAAUACCUACAUCAUAGAGGAAAAGGAUUUGAAAGUGUACACAUCUGCCACGAUGACGUUCCUAUCCACAGCCAUCACGUAUCCGUUCCAAGUCAUAUCCAACUGCAUGGCAGUGACCAAUUCCGGCUUGAAAGCCGGUUCACCAACCUUUAUGCCCCAUUACAGCUCUUGGGUGGAUUGCUACUACGAUUUGUCCAGCAAGCAGCAGUUGAAGAGGGGUUCCAGCUUGUUGGUGCGCUACUACGUUGGGCCGUCUAUCGUAAUCGGCGGCAAGCCUGUCGCUUUCCCCGCCAAAGACCAAAAGUUGAUUUCUUAAGAUUGGAUUUAAUAUUAUUUCCAAUUGAUUGUAGUGACUAUUUUGCCAACAUCCUCGUAUGUACAUAUUUUAAUAUAUUUUCUGAGCGCACGAUAUUUGUUAUCAUGUCAAUAAACUGUUUUGUUUUA
Molecule: messenger RNA, 1225 nt
Organism: Psylliodes chrysocephalus
Lineage: Eukaryota; Metazoa; Arthropoda; Insecta; Coleoptera; Chrysomelidae
Source: the annotation of a GenBank genome assembly